Bombina bombina (fire-bellied toad) is the source of this 1222-nucleotide messenger RNA. Its product is annotated as gastrula zinc finger protein XlCGF8.2DB-like. Bases 1 to 909 code for a protein of 302 amino acids. Gene Ontology annotation, cellular component: nucleus. Lineage: Eukaryota; Metazoa; Chordata; Amphibia; Anura; Bombinatoridae. The record is from RefSeq and is a predicted model, not a curated record. The transcript is spliced from 2 exons.
AUGCAUGGCACAGGUGAGUGUAACUGUGACAAGUCUGUGGGAAAAGGAACAGGUGAAUUCACAAACUGCAAUAAUCCAAGUCAUGAUCAGAGUGCAGAUGCUUCUUUACAUCUUCUUCAAAAUCAAAGAAGCCACUUGGGAAAUGUAUGUUCUGAAUGUGGGAAAAGUUUUCUUAAGAAAUCACAUCUUCUUAAACAUCUUAAAAUUCAUACAGGAGAAAAGCUAUUGUCCUGUUCUAUAUGUGGGGAAUCUUUUAACCAUAAAACAAAUCUUGAUGUUCAUCAGAAAAUUCAUACAGGAGAAAAAGGAUUUUUAUGUUCUUACUGUGGGAAAUAUUUUACUCAGAAAUCACAUCUAAUUGUUCAUCUGAGAAUUCACACAGGAGAGAAAGCAUUUUCUUGUUCUGACUGUGGCAAAUGUUUUACUCAGAAAUCAAAUCUUAUUAAGCAUCAGAAAAUUCAUACAGGAGAAAAAGAAUUUUCAUGCUCUUACUGUGGGAAAUGUUUUAAUCAGAAAUCAAAUCUUAUUAAGCAUCAAAAAUUUCACACAGGUGAAAAGGGAUUUUUAUGUUCUGACUGUGGGAAAUGUUUUACUCAGAAAUCAGAUCUUAUUAGGCAUCAGAAAAUUCACACAGGAGAGAAAGAAUUUUUAUGUUCUGACUGUGGGAAAUAUUUUACUCAGAAAUCAGAUCUUAUUAGGCAUCAGAAAAUUCACAAAGGAGAGAAAGAAUUUUCAUGUUCUGACUGUGGGAAAUAUUUUACUCGGAAAUCAUAUCUUAUUGAUCAUCAGAAAAUUCACACAGGUGAGAAAGCAUUUUCUUGUUCUGACUGUGGGAAAUAUUUUACUCGGAAAUCACAUCUUAUUAGCCAUCACAAAACUCAUUUUACUCAGAAACGUUUAACCUCCUAAGUGCAGAGGGUGAUACGUAGUUGUCAGCCACACAAUACCAAGUGCUGAUGAUGACUGCAUGUUACCCCCUGGGGCGUGCAGUUUUGGAGAAGUUUGAGGCCCUUUCUGCACCUCAAGCGUUUGAGGUGACCCCAUGGUGGAUUUGAAUUAAAUCACUAGUCAUUAAUCGCAAAUUAAAUAAUGUUUUUCAUUUUUAGAAUAAUAACUUUUCAGAUUAUUUUUCCAGUUAUAUCAGACCAUUACUGAUUUGAUUAUAUAUCAUUAGAUAUGCAUAGAUAGAUCAUUGAAAUUAAAGGGACAGUCAUCACCAGAA